CGCCGCUGCUCGAAGCGCUCGAGCCCCGAGACAGCCGGCAACGCGGCUGAAGCGAUCGACGGACUGCGCCGACUCACAAGUGAUCGCACUCGCGUUCAGUGGCAUUCGGGGCAGGAACAGGUGCCAUGGGUGACCAGGACAAGAGCCCUUACGGGUACCCACCACAGGCACCCUAUGGUUAUGGCGCGCCGCCGCAGCCCGGCUACCCUCCUCCCCAGGGCUACCCACCCCAGGGCUACCCUCCUCAGCCUGCUCCGUAUGGCUAUCCGCCACCGCAGCAGCCCUACCCUGGGCAGCCCCCCGCUCCCUACUACGGCGCCCCGCCCCCUUACCCACCGCCGGCGGGCGCGUACCCACCGCCAGGCCACGCUCCGCACCCAGGCGGCUACAGCGCCGGCGCCGCGAUGGCAGGCGCAGCGGCGGGCUACAUGAUGGGCCACGGCCACGGCACGCACAAGCCCAUGAAGCACAAGGGCUACAAGUACAAGGGCGGCGGCUACAGGCCCAAGUUCAAGGGCGGCAAGUACAAGCGCGGCAAGUAUGGCAGGCGCAAGUGACCCAGCGAAACGUAGCCGUGGCUGUGUGUGCGCGGGCGUGGCGCCGCAGCACGGACCAGCGCGGCGGCCAUGCUGCCACCUUCCAGCUGCACGGCUUGGGUCCCCUCCCCCCAUCUCCAUGCCCGUUGACCUUUCCGGCAUGUUUGCAUGUUCACGGCUUUCUUGCUUCUGAGCACUGUCCCGCCCUACUGAAGCACAUUCAGGUGGCGGGCGCCAAGGUGCCCGCCGCCACAUCGCUGGUUGACCCUGCUGGAUGCGUCAGCACCAAUCUGUUGCAUCAAGCUGUUGUUCCUCUUUCUGCCUGAUGGAUGCGUGCAUGUAAGACAGUAGUGGAG
Molecule: messenger RNA, 892 nt
Organism: Chlorella variabilis
Lineage: Eukaryota; Viridiplantae; Chlorophyta; Trebouxiophyceae; Chlorellales; Chlorellaceae
Product: expressed protein
Exons: 7
Coding region: 126-557 (143 amino acids)
Source: RefSeq, a predicted model, not a curated record